AUAUGAUUUAUUUUUGGUGUUUUGAGUCCAUCACAUCCACCAAUUGCAUUACUAUUAAUAAUUAAAUAUUUAAAAUGUAAUUUCAGUGUGUGCAAUCAGCACAAUGCAGCCAUUUUAUGAUUUUAAUUUCCUACAAUAUUUUAGGCGUUUUAUUUAUUUUUAUGGACUCCUUACUCUUUCUUUUCUCGGCGUCGCUCAUCCUCUCUUGGUGCUCUUGCACCUUGUAAAAUAAUCAGAUUACUGUCAUGGCCACCUGUUGCUGUGAAGACCCUCCUGCUUGCAGCUUUAGCAUGCUGCUAACAAGAGCGGUUAGCCACUGUAUAGCUUCCAGAUGGAGAGCACCUUCUGUUGUCCUGCUCCAUUAAAUCCAGUACGGCUUUACUUCAUUCUAAAUUCAAUUGGCGUAAUGGUAUGAACUCAGGGUGGGCGAUACUUCAAAUGUUGGUAUCAAUUCGAUACCAAGUAAAUACCGGACUAGUAUUGCCUAUAUCCUUACAGAUACUAUUGGUAUGGAUACAAUCGCUAUUUGAUCGAUCUGCCCACCCCUAAUUUUGCUUUAUGCACCUUCUGCAUAUGCCUGAAUGCUAAUUAUGUUCUUCUUUUCAGUCACUAGAGGAAGACUUCCCCUGAUCAGCAUGGCAUGGUUUACUGUACAUGUAUGAUUGGCAAGUUGCUGUGUGGGAGUCCUGGUAGCUCACUGGUUACCAUGGGCUUGAUUCUGCUACUCAGCAUCGUCAUUAUUGCAUUUGGAGCGUCUUUUGGUAUCCGCAGAUGUUAUGUGAUGACCCUUCAAUGGAUGUUUGAGAGGGGCGCCAAGGAAACGCAUCUCUUCGACAAAGCAUACAGCAAUGUUGGUAUCAUUGCCAAAGAGUCGUCUUUCCAGCAGGACAUCCAGCAACCGAGGGCCUCCGCCGGCUCACCCGAGUUCAAGAUGGCCGACGUCCUCUCCUUCUGUCGCCGAGGCGUGGAGAGCAUCGUGGAUGACGACGUCACCAAGCGCUUCUCGGCCCAGGAGCUGGACACCUGGAACCUGUUGACCAGGAGCAGCUACAACUUCCACAACUUCAGCAUGAGACUCAGCGUCCUUUGGGGUGUCGGCAUCUUCGUCCGCUACGGUAUCCUGCUGCCUCUGAGGUUGACUCUCGCAGUGGCUGGCAUUAAUCUGCUCUUUCUGUUCACCGCCAUGGUGGCCUGUUUACCAAACAGAGAGUUGAGGGUCUACCUGACUGAGAAGGUCCAUGCGAUGUGUUACCACUUCUGUGCUAGAUCCAUUACAGCCAUUGUCACCUAUCAUAACAGAGAGAACAAACCAAGGGGUGGCAGUAUUUGUGUAGCCAAUCAUACAACACCCAUUGAUGUCAUCAUCUUGGCCAAUGAUGGAUGCUACUCCCUGGUUGGACAGCUACAUGGUGGACUGAUGGGAAUGAUCCAGAAAGCCAUGGUUAGAUCCUCGCCACACAUCUGGUUUGACAGAGCGCAAAUGAAAGACAGACAUCUAGUGGCCAAAAGGCUGGGAGAGCAUGUUGCUGACAAAACCAAACAGCCCAUCCUUAUCUUCCCCGAGGGAACAUGCAUCAACAACACAUCCGUGAUGAUGUUCAAAAAGGGCAGCUUUGAAAUAGGCUGUACUGUCUAUCCGGUGGCUAUCAAGGCCGGUUUAUUUUCUGGUUCUUUUUGCACCCAGCCCGUGCUUAACAUCACACCAAGUAACACCAAUGCAUGCAUUCCGCAGUAUGAUCCUCGCUUUGGGGACGCCUUCUGGAACAGCAGUAAGUUUGGUUUGGUCAGCUAUCUGCUGAGGAUGAUGAGCAGCUGGGCCAUUGUGUGCAGUGUGUGGUACCUGCCGCCUAUGAACAGACAGGAAGAGGAAGAUGCAGUGCAGUUCGCCAAUAGAGUGAAAGCCGCCAUCGCUGCACAAGGAGGAUUAGAAGAUCUCAUUUGGUGGGGACGGGGGUCUUAAACGAGCCAAAGUGAAGGACACUUUCAGAGAAGAACAACAACAACUUUACAGCAAAGUCCUUGCUGGUGAGGAGAAGGAAAGACAUGAAGAAAAGGAGAAUUAUACAAAUUAAUAUUAAAGUUAUGUUUAAAAAAAAAA
Molecule: messenger RNA, 2098 nt
Organism: Dunckerocampus dactyliophorus (ringed pipefish)
Lineage: Eukaryota; Metazoa; Chordata; Actinopteri; Syngnathiformes; Syngnathidae
Product: glycerol-3-phosphate acyltransferase 4-like
Exons: 11
Coding region: 641-1960 (439 amino acids)
Biological process (GO): triglyceride biosynthetic process
Cellular component (GO): endoplasmic reticulum
Molecular function (GO): glycerol-3-phosphate O-acyltransferase activity
Source: RefSeq, a predicted model, not a curated record